AUGGAGUUUCCACCACAGACCUUAGAAGUCCUUUCCGAUACAAUCUCUGUGAUCACUUCGCAUGAUUUUGUUUUUUCCCGAGAAAAAUCAAGUCAAAUUAAACAUCAACACCUGUUCGCCAUAAUUGAUGCCAUGGGUGAGGCAUCAACAAAGGCGCAAGGUCUCAGUAAAGUCAUUACUACCGCCGAAAAGCUGAAAGAAUCGUCACAUCGCCUUUACAUAAUCAAAGACACACAAAGCACAAAAGUAAUUGGAAUCCUCAAAGUUGGAAAGAAAAAAUUGUUCAUUGUGGUAGGAAUUCUUUCUCGAACGGAUUCAUUGGAUCAA
Acaulospora morrowiae is the source of this 327-nucleotide messenger RNA. The record is from the annotation of a GenBank genome assembly. NCBI's taxonomy places the organism in Eukaryota, Fungi, Glomeromycota, Glomeromycetes, Diversisporales, Acaulosporaceae.